GCUCUGGCACCACCUCCGUCUUUGACGAUCCGUCUCCCAUCCUUCGUUUCUUCGCGAGCCUCGUCUCUGUUUUUUUAUCAAAAACACCUUCGUUUCCUGGAAGCAUCCUCAGUAGCCACGACACGACCCAAAAAGCUCUUCACCAUGAGACUCUCCUCUAUUGCCGCCCUCGCCCUCAGCGGCAGCGCCCUCGCCGCCUCGCAGCGAGAAUGUUUCGCCCAGCACAGCCAGGAACUGGUCGAGUUCUCUGACUGCGGCAACCCUACCAACCUCGAAUUCUGCCUCUCACAAAUCACCAGCUCCGACAUCAGCGACGUCGAGGCCUGCUACUCAAACGCCGGAUGCUCAGCCGCCCAGGCCAUCUCCGAGGCCAAAUACGCACUUCGAAGAUGCGACGAGUUUGCCAAGAUCGGAGACCUGAAGAAGCGAUACCGCGGCGUGCCCGAGGGCAUUGAGAAGACGGUGGCUGCCCGAGAUCCCGUCGCCGCCCCGGCACCGACCCUCUGGGCUCGCUCUGGCUCGCUCGAGUGUCUCGCCACCUCCACGGUCAAGACGGAGUCCUGCGACAUCCAGACUGAUAAGGGUGUCCUCAGGACCCUCACCUGCGUGCCCACCGAAGUCGCCAAGAGCGCCUGUGCCCCCGGCCUCAUGUGCUCCAUGGACAGCCAAGGCAGCACCGUCUGCAUGAAGAAGCAGGACAGCCUCGGCGUUGGCGGCAUCAUCAUCGCCAUCGCCUUUGGCGCCUUCAUCGUCAUCGGCAUCACCUUCCUGACCUUUGCCUGCUGCCGCGAGCGCCGCCACCAGAAGCAGCUCGAGGCCCGUGCCGAGGCCACCGCUCUCGCUCGCGCCCAGACAAAGAAGGCCCGCGCCGCCGAAGCCCGCGCUCCUUUGAUGCGCCAAGAGGGAGGUGACCCCUUCACCGACCGAGCUCAGUCUUAGAAAGCCAGAAUAGGUCGUGGCAACGGGCUAACACCAAGCAGGCUUGAGGUGGUUAGAGAAGAUGAAAACGGUCGACAUGUUUUGUGACAGCACGGCAUACAAGGGAGGCGACCAGCACACUUUUUUGAAUCCUGUCUUGUUUUUUUACUUUUCAUUGUUAUUUUGCGGCGUACAUCAUGUUGCUCUCUUUCGAGCCGUGGGUUACAGGGAACAAAGACGGGUGCACAUACGUACUCGGGUAGCACCCUUGCUGCUUCUCGUGCUUUGGCAAGACGGGCACACACACAUCAUAAGAAAACAUUCCAGCUAGAAAAUGAGGCGAGCCUCGGGUAGGAAACGGGAAGAAUUGAACGUUAUACAAAGAAGCAGCAUUGAUAUUUGGGGGAUUUGAAUUAGAUUUUGAAAAAUAAAUUGUUUGUAAUUGAAAAAAUCAAAAAAAUCAAAAGCUACAAGGGAUUUCCAUUUGGGACGUAA
Messenger RNA from Trichoderma atroviride IMI 206040, 1413 nucleotides. RefSeq lists its product as uncharacterized. Lineage: Eukaryota; Fungi; Ascomycota; Sordariomycetes; Hypocreales; Hypocreaceae. The record is from RefSeq and is a predicted model, not a curated record.